Anoplopoma fimbria (sablefish) is the source of this 963-nucleotide messenger RNA. It is a transcript of the gene sf3b6, whose product is annotated as splicing factor 3b, subunit 6. The coding region runs from base 91 to 468 and encodes 125 amino acids. Gene Ontology annotation, cellular component: cytoplasm; nucleus; ribonucleoprotein complex. Gene Ontology annotation, molecular function: mRNA binding. Lineage: Eukaryota; Metazoa; Chordata; Actinopteri; Perciformes; Anoplopomatidae. The transcript is spliced from 4 exons. The record is from RefSeq and is a predicted model, not a curated record.
CCCCAUAACCACACCGCUGCCAUUUUGACAAACGGGAAGAGCUGCGUGUUUGUUUUCAGCGGUCUUAUUUACACCUACAAAUAUUUCACCAUGGCUAUGCAAGCAGCAAAACGCGCUAAUAUAAGAUUACCUCCUGAGGUGAACAGAAUCCUGUACGUCAGGAACCUUCCUUACAAGAUCACAGCUGAGGAAAUGUAUGAUAUCUUUGGGAAAUACGGACCAAUCCGCCAAAUCAGAACAGGGAACACACCUGAAUCAAGAGGAACAGCUUAUGUGGUUUAUGAAGACAUCUUUGACGCCAAGAACGCCUGUGACCAUCUGUCAGGCUUCAAUGUCUGUAACCGUUACCUGGUGGUCCUCUACUACAACGCAAACAGAGCUUUCCAGAAGAUGGACACAAAGAAGAAAGAAGAACAGCUGAAGCUUCUAAAAGAAAAAUACGGCAUCAACACAGACCCUCCAAAGUAGAGUUCUGGAUAAACCCCAUCAGCCUCCACGCCUUCCACCUCCUCUUCAGAAUCUUUCUUUUUCUAUCUGUACAAACCACCAUGUUCCUUGGUCUAUGCUGAUUUUUUUUUUUUUAAUGAUUGUGUUGAAAUGAGGAUAUUAAGUAUUUUUUUGUAUUUCCAUCAUAGGUAAGUUAAGUGUAAACUGGCAGUGUGUGACUUACAUCAGGGCAGGGAGCUGGUGUAUGCCCUGUUUCUCAAAAUUCUCUCGUCUGUUUGAUUCUCAAAACUUUGACAGGCAAAACAAACUUUAAACCAGGAUUUAGAUGGUGUCUGAACAUAGUAUUCAUCCUGAGUAAGAUGUCAUUUUUCACUCUUUUUGUUACUCUUUUCACACACCUACAAUCUUUAAAUUUAGAGCUAACCAUGGCCAAACAGUGUGUGAGAUGAAAUUGAGUUAAUCAGUACCGACUAUGUAAGUAUAUGCUUUCUGUAAAAUAAAUGCUCCUAUUCUUAA